Messenger RNA from Radiomyces spectabilis, 1929 nucleotides. RefSeq lists its product as uncharacterized. Gene Ontology annotation, cellular component: nuclear pore nuclear basket; nuclear pore central transport channel; nuclear membrane. The record is from RefSeq and is a predicted model, not a curated record. NCBI's taxonomy places the organism in Eukaryota, Fungi, Mucoromycota, Mucoromycetes, Mucorales, Radiomycetaceae. The transcript is spliced from 5 exons. Bases 184 to 1605 code for a protein of 473 amino acids. Gene Ontology annotation, molecular function: single-stranded DNA binding; phospholipid binding; structural constituent of nuclear pore. Gene Ontology annotation, biological process: nuclear pore organization; NLS-bearing protein import into nucleus; regulation of DNA-templated transcription.
GACGUAACUUAGGACGUAGAAAAAAAAAAAUUGUUUGCUUUUUUUGAAGAGGGAAAUUCCGAUGGACAUGUUUUUUUUUCUUUUCCGUUACUUUGGAGAAUUGGAGUAAUUUUUUUUUUUAUUAUUUUUUCGUGGCCUUUUUUUUUAUUUCCUUCUGCUCUCCAAACCCCCCUUUUUUUUCGCAUGUUCAGUCAACCAUCGACCUCUCAAUCCUUUGGAUCGUUUGGUUUCAAUGCCCAACCGUUUGGGUCGUCACAGCAGCAACAACAACCACAACAACAGCAGCAGCAGCAGCAGCAACCACAGCAGCAGCAGAAUUCUAGCUCGCUUUUUGCUUUACCUGCAGGCUCCACUUCCACUUCUACGGGUCCUUUGACAACACCUUCUACUUCAUUUGGAACAUCGUUCAAUCUCAAUACCAACAACUCAACCGCUACUUCAGGAGCUGCAGCGAAACCUUUAUUCUCAUUUGCACAACCAACAUCGUCGUCGUCUGCCCAGCAACAACAGCAGCAACCACAACAGCCAUUCAAUACAACCAACACUACCACCACCGCGGCCAAUGGCGACUCGAGACCAAGUUUGCAACCUUUGGACUCGUUCUUUUCAAAGUCGGACGCAUCGGCCCCUCACUUCAUCAUUCAAGCCGAUAAAGUGACCCGCACUUCCACUCCGCCCAGCUUUUUUGUCAACGCGAGGAGUGCCACACGAGACUUGGCCUUGCCAGAAAGACGUUCAGAGUUCACCCGCUCCUCCUCGAUUACAUCCAUGUAUGGUGGCAAACCCGUCUAUUUACCUGGCUUCCUCACCAACGAUGCAGAGUCCUCGGAACAAACGGGACAAAAGAGACACAACAAGUCGAAUACAGAUGCAGAACGAAGAGUGAUGCUCAAGACAUCCACCGAUGCCCCUGGGUUAUUUGGAAAGGGCUCGGGCAAUACUGGCUUUGGCUGGCGCGAUACAAAAGGCAAAACGAAAGCAAAUGAUAAAUCCAUCGACACGAUACCUACACAGUCUUUAUCGGAUACCGAUAUUUCACUGCCAACAAAAGACAUCAGCACUGUGCUCACUGACCUUAGACAACCCAAGGAAGUCACAGCCUCCUCAGAGGCAAAGAGCCUGGGAGACAAUGGAAAACGGGAAGAAUCGAAACCGGCAGCGUCGACAUCGACGACGGUGAAUAUCUUUGGUUUCCCAGCCAACAUGAAACAAUCGAUUCUGGAAUAUUUUGGUCAAUAUGGUCAGAUCAUCGAGACACGACAAUCGCCUGGUAACUGGAUCACCAUCCGUUACGCCACGGCUCUAGCGGCUCAAAAGGCGGUGGAAAACAAUGGAAAGAUUAUUGCUCAGGGUUGUAUGUUGGGAGCGACCUUGGCUACCGAUACCGAAGAACAGAAAUCGCAGCAACACGGUGUUGUCCCUUUGAAGAAUGCCAUUGACUUGUACAAGAAGCUAGAUACCACCCCGAGCUUCGGUCUUGGUAGUGGCAAAGCUGGAGCCAGUGCCAUUGGAGCCACCUCGUCCGUCAUGCCCUCGGGUGCUGUGGAAAAAUCCUCUGAACGCGGAUGGAUGAACAAGGUGAAAGAAGUUGUCUUUGGUUGGUAAAAACGCAGAACAGAAACACAAAACAAAAGAAAAACCAAGGUCCCACGGGUUCGACAAAGACUGAUCAUCCAACUAAACAAGAAAACAAAAAUUCAACUUCCCCUUUUUUCUCCCCCCUUCCAUAAAAGAAAAAAAAGACAUACACUUUCGAUUUCCUUGAUUGGCUGCUUUCCGACUUUUCUCCAUACAAUAAAUAAAAAAGAUACUACCAUGGAAACAUAAUAAUAGACUUUAACAUGGUCAUUGCAGAUUCCUGUUAAACGCUUUAGUAAAGUUUGAUAAUUUUGGUAUAAUUAUGAAAUGGUGAGUGUGCAUCAAGGAAUG